AUGGGAACUAACCUCUGUGGUUAUUUGUUUAGCUGUGCCAAAAGCAACAGGUGUGUCUGUUCUCCAUCUGGGUAUUUAUCUUUCUGGGGGGUUUUCUCUGUCUCUUCCCAGAGCUCAGACAGAGUGUUGAACCGCAUCGGCAGUUUAUUUUCCAUAAAGAAGAAGAAGAGCCAGAGCGGUUCACUCUCAGCAGACUCAGAGGAUGGAUCCUGGCUAGGUCCUGGCUCUCCCGUCUCCCCCCAGUCCUCUGGUUCUCCUCUCUCCCCCCACCAACCACCAGAGGAAGACUGGCUAAGGACCCCCACCACUACCCGGAGAGAGGGUGAGGUAGUUGAAGCUGGAGCUGGGCCAGUGCGGGGAAGUUUGCCGGAGCUCCAGGCGGAGGGAUCGGUGUUCAGUACCAGCUCCAGCCCUAGUACCUCCAGCCUAGCCUCUCUGGUGGUGGUGGACCGAGGGGACCUGCUGUUUGCAGGCAGCGACAGCAGUGGCCGUGGCAGCGUGAGGGAAGUGCAGGUGUGCAGGGUGAGCCGGGCCGAGGCAGAGUCAGACGGAGAGGCAGACAGGAAUUAUUGGAAUCUGACUCCCACAAACCCGUCCUCCACCAGAGCAGACCAAGUCCCAGAGCUCAGCCCCACUGAGGACGUAGUAGGAGAGGUGAGCAGGAGGCUGCAGGUACAUCUGGAACAAACCACUGUGAAAGAAGGCGAAGGGUCGGGAGGGGGCAGCCAAGUGGUCCAAACCACCCUCAGGUCGUUUGAGCUCUCCCAAUCUCACCUUAAGACUGACGUCAGCUCUCUGGUCACAGAGUCUAAAAAGACCUCCCUGAAAACAUAUGUUGGAGGGAAGGGGAGUUACCUGGUGGGAGUGACUGUAGGCUCUCAGUCCUGCACCCCGUCCUCCUCAGAUCCCCAGCCAGAGGGGGAGGACAGCCCAGCCAUGGGAAAGAAGAACAGGAGGAGGGCUCUGAAAUCCACCAGCAGCAGCUCGGCUGAAACAGCUCCCCCCACACAGACCACGUUACCUGGGGGAGAGGAGGGGACGACGCAGGACUCACCUGUGAAGCUACACAAAGCCUUGUGGGUGGAAACACACCUGAGAGAAGAGGAGGUGGAGAGGGAGAGUGCAGACUCGCAUCCAGUCAUGGCCAUACCUGUGACUGUGGCCCCUGUGGAGUACCCUGAUACUGCAGCAGUAUCAGCAGCAGCAGCCGGUGGCAGAGAGCCAAAUCCAGCCUUCAGGGAGUCCAAAACAACAAACACAGCCCAGCCAGAGUCAAACAGUCCAGGCACAGACUCAGAGAGCAGCUCAGAGAGCAAAGAGGAGAGCAAAGAGGAAAAGCGCAGGAGUGUGAAACUGUCUCAAAGUGAGAAGCUUUUCCCUAAGAAGGUGUAUGUGAGCCCUAAGGCCAGUUUUGAUGGGGACGAGCAGACAAAGACAGAGCUGAAAAACAAUGACAUCAUAGACUUGGCUUCAAAGAUUCCUCAGAAGUCGGAGGUGAAACUCCUGCCAAGCCUCAAAAAAGUGAAUGUAGACCUCAAGGAACCAAACAAUGACUAUGUCAUCACUGCUGGAGAGAUAACUGAGGGUACAGACUCUGAUCGAAGACACCAUGACCCCAAGGCUGUAGACAGUUCCCCAACGACCCCAACCCCAGAGCUGGAUGAGGCCUCUCCAACCACAACCAUGCCAGGAUGUAAAAUACAGCCCAACACAGGGAGUUCAAGGGUUCGAUGUCAGGGGACAACCCAGGUCUCCCAGUCUAAACCAGGGACAACCCAGGUCUCCCAGUCUAAACCAGGGGACAAAGUAGGAAAUGUAGCCAGUCGGUCAAAGAACCCACCUCCUCCGGUUGGACCCAAGUCCAAAGCUGUCCUGGGCAUGGCUAAGGGAAAGGGUCUCAAAGAUGGUGGCAAGGCAGGGAUUUCUAGUGGGGCUCCAUCACAAAGGACAGAGGUUAUGUCACCUAAAUUAAAGGAUCAACCCACCGCAGGAAAAACAGAGGUCACCGACAGCCCCAAGUCGAGAAUCCCCAAAAAGUCACAGACAGAAGCUGCAUCAAAACCCCCACUGUCACCAGUCACAACCUCAGUGGUUGAUGUUUCAGUGGCUCUGUCUCCUCCUGUGUCUGGUUCCAAACCACAGAAGAUACCUAAACCUAAACAUUUAAUGAUUAAAACAGACAAAAAGCCUAUCGCUGAGGAGGUGAAGGAAGUGGGUUCAGGGGGGAAACAAACUCCAGGGCCUGUUAAGUCAGAAGAGGUGUCACCUACUAAAGUACCAGUCUUGUCACCUGUGAAGUCCAGCAAAGAAAAGAGCAAAGAGAAUUCAGAUAAGGUAAACCUGGUCAAUGGGCUGGAGAAAGACCUUGAGGACAACACCACUGCCACAGCCAAAACAAGUGAACCCAAAGAUGUCAAAAAGCAGGCUCCAACAUGCCCAGACAGCACCAACAGCAGCAUGAUACCAAAGAGCAGGUUACCCAAAUCCCCUGACAACUCAUUGUCUCCGGUCAGAAAGAUGAAAGAUGGCAAACCCCAAACCAUCGACACAGGCAGUAAAAAAAAAGAAAACACUGAGAGAGCAUCAGGUGUCAAUAGUAGGCCUUCCACACCAACCAGCCCAAAGCAGCAGGAGCUGCCCAGCCCAGAGGAAAGGCCCCCAGAUGAGAGACUGACCCCUGAACCUGAGAAGGGAAGAAAGCUGCCUUGCCCUUUGCAAAAACAUCUGCCCCAACAGGCCUCCAAUAAGAGCACUCCCUGUGACGAUGGGGACACACCCACCCCUCCCUCACUGGUACCAACCAAGCCAGAGAAACCUGCCUCCCUUGGACUUAAGAAGCAGAGUGAGGACAGGAGCAGUAGUAGUACACCUGAAACAAAACUGGAUGCAAAAUCGGAAAAUGCAAAAAAUAAAUCUCUAUCGGUCAAAACUACCUGUAUUACACAGGAACAACAAACCAAACCAUCCCCAGAUCUCUCAUCCGAGACAGAGAGUGACUGCAACUAUGUGGAAGCCUUAACCGAUACACCACUGCAGCAGAUGGGUCCUGUGAGCCCAGGUGUAGUCCUGGAGAAACGCCCACCUGAACCAAGCCCCAUUGUGUCUGCCUCAGGCAGACCUACCCAUGAGGAAGUAAUAUAUACAUCCAACAAGACUGAGUUGACUGAUCGCAUUCAUAUUGACACUGAGACCCAAGCUAAUCAGAAAAGUGAUGAGCAUAAUGAAAAUGCUUCUAUAGCUUCAGAGAAGCUCUUACUUAGUGCUAGAGAAGGGAUAUCCAAUACGAAUCAGCCUGUGGAACACGGCCUGGAUGUAGCAAAGGACAGCUCACCCAAAAACGCCUCCACUGUGGUUGAAAGUGGAGAGAGUCAAGAUACGGCAAAACAGCCAACUCUCAUUGGCUUGGAGGAAAAAUCAAAGAAACUAGCUAAUGUUCAAACCCCAGAUAUAGUACCCAUUGGUAAUGGCAUAGUUUCUGAUAUAUCCAUAGUGUCUGGGAAAGAGACUGAAGUACAGAAAGGGGGAGAGCAAGUGAAGGUCACCGACGUUAUAACAGAGGCUGCGAUUGUUCAGAAACCAAUUGAAAAUGGUGAGGUCCAACUGAACAAAGAGCUUCCUUCACUGACACAGAAUUUGGCAGAUGCACAUAGCGGGCCACACAAAGAAUACAAAGAGGACAAACCGGGUGAGGCAGCAUCUAAGAGCACAGUUACUAAGAUGGAGGUAAAACAGGAAUCAAAGACCAUAACUACAAAAGCUCAGAAGGAGAAAGUGACAAAACAAGAAGAAAGACCCAGCGAAGGAGCCACUAAGAUAUUAGACACAAAACAGGACUCAAAAACCAUAAGCACAAAAGCUCAGGAGAAGAAGGUCUUAGUCCUCAAAGAACCCCCUAAAACUACAAAAGCAACCUCCAAGGCUGAGCUGCCUCUUCAGCCGCCAACUUCUCUGAAGCUCCCCUCUCCCCCUAAACCGCUCCAUCUGAAACAGGAAUCUCCAUCCAGCUGGCUGAAUGUGGAGCGCGGCUCCAAACGGGAGCAGAAGAGGGAGACCAAGAGGAGGCUGGACUGUUCAGCCUGCGAGGAUGAGAGUCUGGCUGAGACUGACAACGUGGAGGACUUCAUCAGGAGCAUUAAGGAACUGGGCACCCCCUUUCCCCUGGCUCCCAAGAGGCACCACGACCAUGCCAAGAACUCCUCGCCCCCCUUUGCCCUGCCCGCCAUCAAGGAGGACCGCUUCGAGAACCCUUUUGACGCUGAUGGCUUCCAGUUUGGCCUGAAAAAGAGGGUGAAGGAUAAAGAAACCCCGGCCAUGUUGAUGAAGAAACAGGCCUCAGACAGGGAGGAGAAGACACAGACAAGACGGGCUAAUGCAGAGGACAGCCUUCUCUUCAAAGCCCUCCAGUCUCCAUCUAGAGCCCGGAGAAAACCAGGAUGUCAAACAGACGGGAAAGAUGGCGAGGUGGAAAUGAAGGUAGAGUUGAAGAGGGAAGUAGAGAAGAAAGAGGAGCUCUGGGAAGAAACCGGGCAGAUCACGUCGCGGCUAGGAAGGUCGUCCCUACUCUCCAACCUGUUGAGCUCCCCCAGGACUUCCAGAAGGGACAAAGGGGAUCCUUCCUCCUCAGUCUCUAAUGGUGCUCCUCCCUCUCCUACCACCCAGGGCACAGUGCCAGAAAGGGCGGGUGGGAGAGGUAUGAAUCCGGGCCUGCGUAUGGGUGUGGUUGCAGCUGGUGAGUCAAUAAUCAGUCCCUCCUCACCACCUCCUCUCCCCUCGUUCACUGAGCUAAAGCUGCCAGAUACCCUGGAGCAAUAUCUCAGGAAAGAUAAAGGAUCUUCACAGAGUAGCGCUACACAGAGUACAAUGGCUAGCCCUGUAAUGGGCCUAGGUCAGGGUACUGGACUAAAGGGACUUACCUUAGGACUUCAUCCAGCCACCAACCACAUCACACAGGCCCCUCUGAUUGGUCUUCCUGCAGCCAACCCUAAGAUUCCAGAAGCGAGAGGGUUCCACAAACGGCCUGGGAAGAUAGUGCUCCAUGAGCAGGCUCAGUUUGGAGGAGAGGCCUACGAGGUGUUUGGGGAUGUGGAGGAUGCCUCCAUGAUGAAGCUGUCUCCUGUCAUCUCAGUCAGGGUCAUCAGGGGAUGCUGGCUGCUGUAUGAGAAGCCAGGGUUCCAGGGGCGGACCAUCGCCCUGGAGGAGGGGCCCAUGGAGCUGGUCAACGUGUGGGCAGAGGAGGUGACACCAGGGGCACUGGAUCAGAUUGGUCUGCCUGUGCCAACCUCACCCAUGGUCAUCGGAUCUAUCCGCCUGGCAGUGAGGGACUACAGUCUACCUCGGAUUGACCUGUUCACUGAGGUGAAUGGUCUGGGGGGAAUGACAUCAUUCUGUGACGACACCAUCGAGAUCUGCUCUUACGGGAACAUACAGAACACCGGCUCCAUCAAGGUCCACUCUGGAGUCUGGCUGGUGUAUGGUGACCCAGGGUUUGGGGGUCUCCUAACGGUGUUGGAGGUGGGAGAGUAUCCCUGUCCAGAAGCCUGGGCAUUCCCUCAGCCCUUCAUCGGAUCGCUGAAAACCCUCAAAAUGGGUGGGAUAAAGGUGGAGCAUCCUAAUGAAGUAAAGGCUCUGGUGUACGAGAGGCCGUGCUUCGAGGGCGAGUGUGUGGAGAUUGACAAUGAUGUGUACAACUUCAGAGAGGAGGAAGAGGGGGGGGAGGAGGAGGAGGAGGAGGAGGAGGAGGCAGAAGUUAAUCCAGUCAGAAGGAAGACGUUGUGUUCUGUGGGAUCCAUCAAGAUCCUUCGUGGACUCUGGGUUGGCUAUGAUGAGCCAGAGUUUGAAGGUCACCAGUAUCUCCUGGAGGAGGGGGAGUAUCCUGACUGGAGGGAGUGGGGAGGCUAUGGAGACCAGCUCCUGUCACUACGCCCUGUCCGCACUGAUUUCCUGUCUCCCCAUGUGAAGUUGUUCAGUGAGAGGGAAUUUGGGGAGAGAGGGGUCAACGUGGACCUGCUAGGGCCUGUCACUAACAUGGAGGGCACCGGCUUCGGCCCCAAGACACAGUCCAUCAAUGUCCAGGAUGGAGUGUGGGUUGCCUUCGAGAACCCUGGGUUCUCCGGAGAACUUUACAUUCUAGAGAAAGGCCUCUACGGAAGCCCAGAGGACUGGGGAGGACAGAACCUCCAGAUAUCCUCACUGCAGCCAGUCUUCCAGGAUAUCCUGGGUGGAUCAUGCAAGUUCAAGCUCCAGCUGUUCUCAGAGCCUGGGUUCCAGGGCAGAGUGGUGGUACUGGAGGACAGUGUGGUAGCCCUGGAGGAAAACUUCUUCCCUGGCUCCUGUAGAGUACUGGCUGGGAGCUGGGUGGCGUAUGAAGGAUCCCAGUUCACAGAGCACACUUAUGUCCUGGAGGAGGGAGACUACCCCAACACUGAGUCUAUGGGCUGUCUGGGUCCUGACUCUACCAUCCGCUCCGUACAGACCAUCAGCCAUGAGUUCUCCUUCCCGUCCAUAACGUUGUUCAGUAAGGUUGGCUGUAGAGGCCGUAGGGUGGUGCUGACUGGAGGGGUGGUGAACCUGCAGCUGGCUGGGGUGGACGGAUGCAUACGCUCCCUGGUGAUCGACGGAGGAAUGUGGGUGCUGUAUGAGGGGAGUAAUCACCGCGGCCGUCAGAUCCUGCUUCCGCCCAGCAAACUGGGUGAUUGGUGCAAGUUCAGCAGCUGGCCGCGAAUCGGAUCCCUGCGACCACUAUUGCAGAAGCAGGUGUACUUCCGUCUGCGGAGCAGAGAGACAGGCUACGUGAUGUCCCUGUCAGGGCCUCUGGAUGACAUCAAACUGCUGCGGGUCCAGGCCCUGGAGGAGACUGGGGGAGUGGACCAGGUCUGGAUCUACCAUGAUGGAGUCCUACACUGCAAGCUGGUGGAGGACUGUUGCCUGCAGAUCACGGGGAGCGUUGUCAUGGCGGGCAGCAGGCUGUGUGUGUCUCCUCCAGAGCCAGGGAAAGACAACCAGCUGUGGAACAUUACCCCAGAUGGCCUGGUCCGAUGCCACCUCAAACCUGAUCUGGUGCUGGAGGUUAAAGGUGGACAAAGUUAUGACAAAACUCAAGUGAUUCUCAACACAUUUGAUGAGAGAAAACACAACCAAAGAUGGUCUUUGGAGAUCCUGUAAUAUAGUGUCAAUAGGCCCUUCAACAGCAACUCUGACUUGGGCUUCAGAACUUCUGGUGCAGUUCUGCUGUGGGCCUCAGAUUCCUCUGGUGCAGCUAAGCCAAGGGUGUUAGACCUUUCUUGCAUCAUAAAGCCAUGGGACUCAGAGCUCUGUGAUGCAGCUCCACCGUGGGACCCAUACUCUUAUUUCUUUAUGAAGUUCCUCAAUGGGCCUUAAUGCUCUGUGAUUCUAGUCUGCAGUGGGCCUCGAGAUAAUCUGCAAAAUGUGUUGAGCUUGUGCGCAUCCAUAUUAGACUGUCUUUGUGAAACACAUCUAUAAACUAGUAACCUACACAUUUCCAAGUCACUGCAAAGAGAAAGAAACCAAACAACAUGCGGCUACAGAACUAUCUAUAGAGCAAGGGCGGCAGGUAGCCUAGCGGCUAAGAGCAUUGGGCCAUUAACUGAAAGGUUGCUGGUUCGAAUACCCGAGCCGACUAGGUGAAAAAUGUCGAUGUGCCCUUGAGCAAGGCACUUAAACCUAAUUGCACCUGUAAGUUGCUCCAGAUAAGAGCAUCUGAUAAAUGACUAAAAUGGAAUACGUUUGUGUCUCUACUAUAUUCAUAGCCUUUACAAUUAGUUAAGUGUGCUUCACCAGUCAAUUACUGAAAUGUAUAUUUUUUCACACAAGGGUUAUUCUAUGAAGUCACACAUUCUUAAUGUCAUAGAUGAACACUCCUUGAAUUCUCGAAAUUAUACGUUUUGUGUAGAUAUGUUGUUAACACUUCAUAACACGGUCAUAACCAUGUCAUAAUAUGUUAUAACACCUACAUAAGAGUGUCAAAACCCAUAAAACCUACC
Messenger RNA from Coregonus clupeaformis (lake whitefish), 8000 nucleotides. Its product is annotated as beta/gamma crystallin domain-containing protein 1-like. The record is from RefSeq and is a predicted model, not a curated record. The transcript has 20 exons. The coding region runs from base 1 to 7161 and encodes 2386 amino acids. Lineage: Eukaryota; Metazoa; Chordata; Actinopteri; Salmoniformes; Salmonidae.